UUCAGGUUUUUUAAAAGUUGUAAAAAUUAUAAUUGAAAGUACUGGGAUCAUUGCUAUGAUAGCUCAAUAUUCUUACAUUAUAACAUAACCAUGGUUACCUUUAUUAACUGUUGAACUAUGGUUUUGAAGUGAUUUGUCAAAGAAAGUCAUGGAUUAAACGAGAGACAUAUAACAUAUAAGCUCGAAAUAAAACUUACAGAAAAAUACAAAGAAGAAAAAGAAGAAAAGAAAGAUAAGAAAGAAAAAGAAAGAAGAAUAAAAAAUGACCAGUGAAGUUAGACGGGCAAAAAAGGACGUGCUAGCGGACUUAGUUUCGGUUAAAUAUGACGUCAUGACGUGUAUUUCAUCAUCAUCGAUGCGGAAGGCGGUGCUCGUGGCGUCAGAAGAUGACGUCAGAUCUGAUAUGGAGAUGGUAGUCGGGAAACUCUACACACUGUUGAAGGCUGUACACGAGAAUGCGAAAUAUGAGCUCACACAAGAGUCGAAGGUUGUUAGAGAGAAAGUAAAUGAUGAGAUUAUAUUUCUAGAGGAGCUACAUAAAAGUCUUGACGAUAUGGAAACAUACGUGAAGGAAAAUGCCUCCACUACAAACAUGCGCCCCAUCAAGAUGGGAAAAGACAAAUGUGACGACGCCAGAGCCUCCAUAGAGCAGUUCAAGGCAAACGUGAAGACGUCUUGUGUGAAGUUUGUAUUGCAUCAAUUGUUGGCCGGCAUUCUGGAGCAGAUCGAAACAUUUGCACUCGGUAAAAUGCUAGUAAUGGACGCCGAACAUCAGAUAGGGAUGGCAGAAACCAUACACGAGGAACCGGACUUCAUUAACGAUGAUUUUGGCGAUGAUGACGUCAUUAUCAGGCCGCCGCGUAGGGAGCCGUCACAAGACCCAAUCAGGACGUCGUUUAUCAGGUCGAGUUCGUCUAAAUUGAUUAAACUUCCCGAAAGGAACGUUCAAGAAUCUCCUAGGCAACCGCCGCAGCUUCCACGAAAUUCGACUCUUUCUAAUAAAGGUGGACAUUCUGGGCUUUCCCGCCAAAAUUCAAAUGUUAACUUGCAACUGGGAAAUGCGAAAAUGCCGUCUCGCCGUAAUUCCCGUACAGAUAUGUCCGUAACAGCAAUGUCGCGGCAGAACUCUGUCACAGAAUCAACAGCAGGCAGUCUGGUGAGCCCCAGGGUCGAGAAACCUUCAAAAUUGAUUCCAAAACGUAAAAGGAAUGUCAGUAUGGACUCUAAGCUCAAUGGCAGUAAUUCCGAAGAACCUGAAUAUAGAACAAUAGCCGGUCUGCGAGCUACUAUCGCUCAGCGGUCAAGCUCUGCCCCGCUCAUCAAUCUUCCUUCAACAUCUAAAAGCGAUUUUAUGUCGUCCAUACCAGAAGAGAAAUCCAUAUUUCAGAUUGAGAACAACGAGACUCUGACGACAAAAAUGCACGCAACCGGAUGUUACAUCACUGGCGUCGCGGUGCUCCAGAACGGCUCAGUUGUACUAUGUGAUAAUAUGCACGACUCGCUUCAAUUGUAUGACUCUCAGCUUCAACCAGUGGCGGAAAUGGAGUGUGCACAUCCCUGGGGCGUCACUUCUGUUUCCGAGGCGGCAGUUGCCGUCAGCCUGCAUUACGAGCACAAACUGAUUCUUGUUAAAACACAGCAAGGUCUUGAAAAGAUCGUAGAUAAGGAUAUUGUUUUAAAAUGCAAGGCAUCUUUGACCUAUGACGUAAAGUUUUAUUCAUACAGGCUGUAUGUGUUAUGUUUCGACGGCGACAUACAUGUCGUGGACUUGAAAGGGAGAGAAUACAAAGUAAUAAAAACCGACAUGGGACUGAACUCCGCUCGUUACUUUGACAUAGACGUUGAUAACGAUAUUCUCGUAAUUGCGGGACAGAAAGGCGUCACAUGCACUUCAAAAGGAUUGCCAAUGUGGAACUUCAAAACCAGGAUCGGAAAGGCCAAAAUCGUUUGUACAGGCGUUCUCUUGCAUAAGGAACACGUGCUAGUGUGCGAUUGGGAGAAUUUCCGGAUCGCCGAGAUACAUGACGACGGACAGAAAAUGCGCACCGUUCAUGGGGAAGGGCUGGAGAGACCCGUGGCUCUCUGCUUGGCGCCAGCUGGGGACGCCCUGUACGUGACCCAGGGGGAUUAUGACAUGGAUCCGGAGAAAACUAGGACCGUCAGAGUUCUUAAAAUGCAGACAGUUGAAGAUUGAUUUUUAUGUGCCUUUAAAUCAUUUAGUAAUUUACGAAACAUGUUUCUAUCGACAUCACAUUUAUUUCAUGUUAUCUGCUUUUGACUAAUGUUUAUAAUCUAAUUGAAAAC
Mya arenaria is the source of this 2304-nucleotide messenger RNA. RefSeq lists its product as uncharacterized. Bases 263 to 2194 code for a protein of 643 amino acids. The record is from RefSeq and is a predicted model, not a curated record. The transcript has 3 exons. Lineage: Eukaryota; Metazoa; Mollusca; Bivalvia; Myida; Myidae.